This is a messenger RNA of Lampris incognitus (smalleye Pacific opah), 2809 nucleotides long. RefSeq names its product RAB6A, member RAS oncogene family (gene rab6a). The record is from RefSeq and is a predicted model, not a curated record. Bases 281 to 907 code for a protein of 208 amino acids. Gene Ontology annotation, molecular function: GTP binding; GTPase activity. Lineage: Eukaryota; Metazoa; Chordata; Actinopteri; Lampriformes; Lampridae. The transcript is spliced from 8 exons.
CGAAGUCAGCCAGACAUGUCAGUGGUUGGGUUUAAUGCUAACUUAACAGAAGUAGGUAGUUGAGUUAUCUCGAAGUAGUUGAACUCCUACAGGAGUGCUUGUAAAUCACAGUCUGUCGUCAGGUUGGCUACAGAGACACUCGGCAAACCGGCUAACGUUACGGAUUCGACGUCUUUGGUGUUUGACUAUAACUGGUUGGCUAGCGCUGGCUGGCUGGCUGGCUGGCUAGCUAGUGAGCACACCCAAAGUAUCGUCACCGUUUGGCUUGUUUUAUGCAGCCAUGUCUGCGGCCGGAGACUUCGGCAACCCCUUAAGGAAAUUUAAAUUGGUAUUCCUCGGAGAACAGAGUGUGGGAAAGACUUCGCUGAUUACCAGAUUCAUGUAUGACAGCUUUGACAAUACCUAUCAGGCCACUAUAGGAAUAGACUUCUUGUCAAAAACCAUGUAUCUGGAAGACCGAACAAUCAGGUUGCAGUUGUGGGACACGGCGGGGCAGGAACGUUUCCGUAGUCUCAUCCCUAGUUACAUCCGAGACUCUGCCGCUGCCGUCGUAGUGUACGACAUCACAAAUGUCAACUCCUUCCAGCAAACCACAAAAUGGAUUGAUGAUGUCAGAACAGAGAGAGGAAGCGAUGUCAUCAUCAUGCUGGUGGGAAACAAGACAGACCUUGCAGACAAAAGACAGAUAACCACAGAGGAGGGAGAACAGAGAGCGAAAGAGAUGAAUGUUCUGUUUAUUGAAACAAGUGCAAAGACAGGCUACAAUGUCAAACAGCUUUUCCGGCGUGUGGCCGCUGCCCUCCCUGGCAUGGACACCACACAGGACAAGAGCAGAGAAGACAUGAUUGACGUAAACCUUGAGAAGCCACCAGAACAAACUGUCAGUGAAGGAGGUUGUUCCUGCUAAUGUUGCCUCUCUGUUUCCCCUUCUGGCUUCUCCUCAAAUGCAGUCUUUUUCUGUACUGUACUGUACUCAUCAGUAUCCCCUCCUAGCACCUCUACCAGCACCUUGAAGCCACAGCUCUGUUCACCCCAGCCUGAAAUAGAACACUACAUCCGUUAUCCUCACUGUUUAGAAAACCUCCUCACGCCCUGAAAGUGAUAAUUCACCUUGGCAGUACAUCAUCACUUUUUGACAAACAUAUUUUGCUUUGACUCAUGAACAGUCACAUCCUGUCCUAAGCCUUUUUUUCUGAACUGAGUUGUGAUAGAUGCAAAAAAUAAAGCAAGAGUUCCACAUCAGUGGUGAUUAUUGAGAAGAUUGUGGAGUAUAUUUAAAAGAUGAAAGCUAUCAAAUGAAAUGACGGAUACCCAGGGCACACCCAUGUUUUCUGUUCAUGAGCUCAAAUUGGGAUAUGUAGGGUAAAAAGGGAGAAUGUUCUCUAUAAGUGAAGUCAUGUUUUAAGCUCAAUAAGCACAAAGUGGAUGUGAUGUGUAUCUGUUGGCAGUUCGGACAUAACUUGUGUUGUUGCAAUGAAGUGGAAAGCAUUCACUGUUACAAAUGCAUUGUUUUUUAUAGAAUAAUACACAGAAUUGGUUGUUAUGCCAAAAGACUGAUAUCUCAAGUUUUACACUGAACAACCAAGAUGCAGUCACAGUGAGGGAUGGCAGCAGCUGAGGGCUUGUUUUAAAUUGACUUUGAACUUGAGCCGCCCGUCUCUGAAGAACUCGACCACCAGAGCCGCAUCUCAACAGUACACCAGCUUGAAGCGAUGACUCACAACACCAACACAAAACUUGGAACUAUAUAUCACCCACAACCACACACAUCAAAAUGAUACCGUCUGUAAACGGCAACGUCAUCACAACUCAAUACGCAUUACCGUCCUUUUUUUUUUCUACCCACAUUUCACCAUAGGCAUGAUUUAAACCCGACUUUCCCUUUGCUGCCAUUUUCUUCCAUUUUUUUCCCUUAUAGUUCAUUUUAUUUCUAAAGACUACAACUAUUGUAGAGCAAAAAUACUGCUUUGAUUAUUAGUGUUUAAGGGAAAGAAUUUCAUAUCUUAAGAUUGUCAUAAUCGUUACAAAACCUGUAAUAAACAUUAGUUAUGGAUACAUGCCUUUUAAAGUUAAAUUGUAGAGGGCUUCCUUGGCUUGGGUUUACCUAGUUUUGUUGAGUUUGGUAUGAAGUUUGAACCACCUCUUUUGGCUUUGAUCUUUUGUUAGUGAUUAUUCCACAUGUGUAUUUAAUCCACAUUGACUCGUAAUAUUUAUUUCUACUGGAUUUUGUUUCUUUUUUAUGGCUGUUAAUAUCUUCACUUAUGGACCUAGUCCUAAAUUGUUAAUUAAAUAUGCAUCCAUUUUGGACCACCUUAAUACAACAGUGGCCACGGAACACCUCUUGUUCCUUCUGCUGUAUUUCAAUGCCGAUGUGAUCACACUGCUAAUUCUGUGCAAUCUUUUUUUGUGUGUGUAUUUACGGAGGAAUGUCCACCAGUUUUUGCAACAUAGUCUUUUAACAUUUACGUCGGGAAUGGUUUUAAAUGAAAGGAUAGAAGAGAACUCAUCACUGUUGCUGGAAUUCAUCAGUGUCUUUUUGACACUGCAACAAAACUCCACAUUAAGUGGUUGAAAUAUCCUUUUUGAUGUUUGAAUUAUAAAUAAAUGCUAGUCCAAACAAACUACAAUGAGUCACCCCUCUUUAUUCACCAAAAGAUAAAAAUGAUUUAUUAAUGUUUCAAAGCCCAUGUCUUUUGCUUGGUUUCAAGUGCCACAGUGGCAACAUUUGUGCACCAGUCUGAAAAGGCCUACAAUGGCAAAUGGUGUAAUUAUAUGUAAGUAGCCAAAUUCAAACUAAGCAAAUUUUCAA